AUGUCUACAAAUAGCUGCAGCGCCUGUGGUUGCUCUAAUGGCCGUCGCUCUGAGGAAGAGGAGGCAGAGGAAGAGGAGGCAGAGGAAGAGGAGGCAGAGGAAGUGGAGGCAGAGGAAGUGAAGGAAGAGGAGGCAGAGGAAGAAAAGGAAGUGAAGGAAGAGGAGGCAGAGGAAGUGGAGGCAGAGGAAGAGGAGGCAGAGGAGGAAGAGGAAGUGAAGGAAGAGGAAGUGAAGGAAGAGGAAGUGGAGGCAGAGGAAGUGGAGGCAGAGGAAGAGGAGGAGGCAGAGGAAGUGGAGGCAGAGGAAGUGGAGGCAGAGGAAGAGGAGGCAGAGGAAGAGGAGGCAGAGGAAGUGAAGGAAGAGGAAGUGAAGGAAGAGGAAGUGGAGGCAGAGGAAGUGGAGGCAGAGGAAGAGGAGGAGGCAGAGGAAGUGGAGGCAGAGGAAGUGGAGGCAGAGGAAGAGGAGGCAGAGGAAGUGAAGGAAGAGGACGUGAAGGAAGAGGAGGCAGAGGAAGAGGAGGCAGAGGAAGAGGAGGCAGAGGAAGUGAAGGAAGAGGAAGUGAAGGAAGAGGAAGUGGAGGCAGAGGAAGUGGAGGCAGAGGAAGAGGAGGAGGCAGAGGAAGAGGAGGAGGCAGAGGAAGUGGAGGCAGAGGAAGUGGAGGCAGAGGAAGAGGAGGCAGAGGAAGAGGAGGCAGAGGAAGUGAAGGAAGAGGACGUGAAGGAAGAGGAAGUGGAGGCAGAGGAAGAGGAGGCAGAGGAAGAGGAGGAAGAGCGAGAGUGUGAGAUGUUGGCGUGCGGUGUAAUGGCUUUCUUCCUGCUCGCCGGCCUCAUCCACGAUGCGGGGGCACGCGGUGUGGCAGAGGAGUGA
Knipowitschia caucasica is the source of this 867-nucleotide messenger RNA. NCBI's taxonomy places the organism in Eukaryota, Metazoa, Chordata, Actinopteri, Gobiiformes, Gobiidae. The record is from the annotation of a GenBank genome assembly.